AUUAGUUUGCCAUGUGAUAGUAAUGUUGUUACUUGAAUGACUAAAUAUUGCCAGCAUCUUUGUGAUCCACAUCAGUGAAGUUCUCACAGAGAGAAAGAGAGAGAUUGGGGACUCCUCUGUAGUGUGAGACCGUCUGCUCCAGCACAGCACCAGCGCAGACAGGUGCAGGCAUUCUCCGCCCGGUAACCCAGCGACCCCUUUCAAAGAGAAGCGGUCGUCGAACCGGAUUACCCACUGUGCAUCACAAAACACUGCCGGCUGAAGUGCGUCUGCACCUUCUUGUCUUGUUCCGACACCGUGAAAGAUGGUAGAAGAUGGGACUGAAAGAACACAGAAAACGGAGGCUAAAACAGAACAUAAUGGAGCCAGCACACCUCAGGCACAGCCAAAGAAGGUGAAGCUCAGUUUCCCUCUGGUAUGCGCUGCUUUCUUCGGUGCCUUGGGCUCCUCCUACCUCUACGGCUACAACCUAUCAGUGGUCAACGCGCCAGCCUUGUACAUUAAGUCCUUCUAUAACAGGACGUGGAUGGAACGCUACGGUGAACCUGCGCUCGGGGAGACUCUAACCCUACUCUGGUCCAUCACCGUUUCCAUCUUCGCCAUUGGAGGGCUCCUGGGGGCGCUCGUUGUCUCCCUGCUCAUAAAGGUCCUGGGCAGGAAGGGCACCUUGUUGGUGAAUAACAUCUUUGCUGUGAUUGCCGCCCUGAUGAUGGCACUAGGGGAGAGGGCGGGGUCCUUCGAGAUGAUUAUUCUUGGCCGAUUUGUCAUCGGCGUGGACUCUGGCAUUGCCCUCAGUGCCCUGCCCAUGUACCUGGGAGAGAUCUCCCCCAAGGAAAUUCGGGGCUCGAUUGGCCAGUUCAACUCGGUCUUCAUCUGCUUGGGCGUCUUCACGGGACAGGUCCUGGGGCUGCCCGAAUUACUUGGACAGGAAUCCAGGUGGAACUUCCUGCUGGGCUUCCUGGCGCUCCCAGCGGUGCUCCAGCUGUGUGUUCUGCCUUUCCUGCCGGAGAGCCCUCGAUUCCUACUCAUGGAGAGACGGGAUGAGGCCCGGGCAGAGAAAGCUUUCCAGGCCUUCCUGGGGAAAAAAGACGUGACCGAGGAGCUGGAGGAGGUCCACGCGGAGAGCCGGGCUCAGAGCAACCUGCGCGCGGUCUCCGUCACCGAGCUGCUCCGCAACCGGGCCGUCCGCUGGCAGGUCAUCACCGUCAUCGUCACCAUGGCCUGCUACCAGCUCUGCGGCCUCAACGCGAUAUGGUACUACACCAAUGGGAUUCUUGCAGAUGCGGGGUUUCCAAAGAGUGUGGUCCCUUACAUCACGCUGAGCACAGGAGGGGUGGAGACCCUGGCUGCUAUCUGCUCGGGCCUGGUCAUCGAGCGUGUGGGGAGGAGGCCGCUGCUAAUCUUCGGCUUUACCGCCAUGGCCGUUUCAUUCGGCCUGCUCACCAUUUUCCUCACUUUCCAGAACCGGGUCUCCUGGAUGCCAUACCUCAGUUUUGCGUGCAUCCUGGCUGUCAUCGCCUCUUUCUGCUCUGGCCCAGGUGGGAUUCCAUUCAUCCUGACAGGAGAGCUGUUUGAACAAUCAUUUCGACCGGCUGCUUUUAUGAUCGCUGGGACCAUCAACUGGCUCGCUAACUUCGCUGUGGGGCUCCUGUUCCCUUUCAUCCAGGAGGCCCUGGACACCUUUGCUUUCAUGGUGUUCCUGGUGGUCUGUGCCCUGGGGGCAGUGUUCCUCUACUUCAUCCUGCCCGAGACCAAGAACAAGACCUUUAUGGAGAUCAGCGAGUCCUUCGCAAAGAUCAACAAAGUCUCAGACACCACUCCCGACAAGGAAAUGGAGAUGGCGCUGUCUGUCACCCCAAGAAGCAAGGAAGCUACAAAUGGAACAGUAGCCGGCAUCAUUCAAAUGGAGAGCUCGUUUUAAAAGACUGACCAGAGGAGCCGUCAGUGUUUUCAGUGAUAACGUCACAAAUGUUUGUUUUUUUUGUAUACAUAUUUAAAAUAUAACUGGAUAAAUCAAAAGCCAUGAAAUGGAUGAAAUAGUUUAAUCUCCAAAACAUUUUCUAGGGUUUACACAUAGGUCUGACCUCCUUUUUUGAAUAAAAUGAUGAACUCGA
Conger conger (European conger) is the source of this 2114-nucleotide messenger RNA. RefSeq names its product solute carrier family 2 member 9, like 2 (gene slc2a9l2). The transcript is spliced from 14 exons. Gene Ontology annotation, molecular function: hexose transmembrane transporter activity. NCBI's taxonomy places the organism in Eukaryota, Metazoa, Chordata, Actinopteri, Anguilliformes, Congridae. Gene Ontology annotation, biological process: monosaccharide transmembrane transport. Gene Ontology annotation, cellular component: membrane. The record is from RefSeq and is a predicted model, not a curated record. The coding region runs from base 305 to 1921 and encodes 538 amino acids.